AUGCUUAGAUCCUUUGUUGUCCGGUCGCGGUCGAUCGCCGUUUCGCGCCGCCUCUCCACCAUAGCUCUCACUUCCUCUGUGACCAGUUACCCCACAAAACACACAGAUAAGGGAUCGGAGCCCUACUUGACUCCCAGCUUUGCACAAAAUGAAUUGGUCAAAUCUGCGUCAGAAACUUGGUACGACAUUCAUGAUCCUGCCACCAAUCAGGUGAUCGCCAAGGUUCCGCAGUCGACACCCGAGGAGUUGGAACAGGCCGUCACCGAUGCACACGAGGCAUUCCAAUCCUGGAAAAACUACUCAAUUAUCAAGAGACAGGGUAUCGCGUUCAAGUUCGUCGAGUUGUUGAAGGAAAACCACGACAGAAUCGCCGGUAUGAUUGUCUUGGAACAGGGUAAGACUUUCGCCGAUGCGAAGGGUGACGUCCUCAGAGGCUUGCAAGUUGCCGAGGCAGCAUGCAAUGCUCCAAAUGAUCUCAUGGCCUCUUCGCUCGAAGUUGCGGCUGAUAUGGAGACGAAAAUGGUCCGCGAACCAUUGGGUGUAGUGGGCUCCAUUUGUCCUUUCAACUUCCCAGCCAUGGUGCCUUUGUGGUCCUUGCCACUCAUCUUGGUCACAGGAAACACGUGUGUUCUCAAGCCUUCUGAAAGAGUUCCAGGUGCAGCUAUGGUCAUUGCCGACUUGGCAGCCCAGGCUGGUGUUCCUCCCGGAGUGUUGAACAUUGUUCAUGGUAAACACGACACCGUGAACAAGAUCCUUGAGGAUCCAAGAGUGAGAGCUAUCACCUUCGUGGGUGGCGACAAAGCUGGAAAGUAUAUUUACGAAAAGGGUACUUCCUUGGGAAAGAGAGUUCAGUCAAACUUGGGCGCCAAGAACCAUUUGAUUGUUUUGCCUGAUGCAGACAAAGCCCACUUUGUCAACGCUCUUAACGGAGCUGCUUUCGGAGCAGCCGGUCAAAGAUGUAUGGCCAUUUCUGUCCUUGUGACUGUCGGUAAGGAAACUCAACAAUGGGUCGAGGAGGUUGCAAGGGACGCUGCUAAGUUGAAGGUCGGAUCUGGAUUCGACAGCACUUCCGACGUGGGUCCUUUGAUCAAUCCCGAGUGUGUCUCAAGAGCAACAGAAAUCAUCACAGACUCCGAGAAGGCUGGCGCUACGGUUCUCCUUGAUGGAAGAAACUUUAAACAUACAGACCCACAAUUUGAGAAGGGAAAUUUCUUGGGCCCAACAAUUUUGACUGGUGUAAAGCCUGGUAUGCGCGCAUACGACGAGGAGAUUUUUGCUCCUGUGUUGUCUGUCGUUAAUGUCGACACCUUUGACGAGGCCAUCGAAUUGGUCAACUCCAAUAGAUACGGUAAUGGUGUUGCAUUGUUUACUCAAUCAGGUGCUGCUGCCCAAAAAUUCACAAAGAACAUUGCAUGCGGCCAAGUAGGUGUUAAUGUUCCUAUUCCCGUGCCUUUGCCAAUGUUCUCAUUCACUGGAAACAAGGGCUCCUUUUUGGGAGACUUGAACUUCUACGGUAAGGCUGGUGUGACAUUCUUGACUCAACCCAAGACCAUUACGUCUUACUGGAGAACUAGCGAAGUCGAGAAGUACUUGAAGCCAUCAACUUCUAUGCCAAUCCAAAAUUAA
Australozyma saopauloensis is the source of this 1626-nucleotide messenger RNA. It is a transcript of the gene ALD6, whose product is annotated as Ald6p. The transcript has a single exon. Gene Ontology annotation, biological process: L-valine catabolic process; thymine catabolic process. Gene Ontology annotation, cellular component: mitochondrion. Gene Ontology annotation, molecular function: methylmalonate-semialdehyde dehydrogenase (acylating, NAD+) activity; malonate-semialdehyde dehydrogenase (acetylating, [NAD(P)+]) activity. NCBI's taxonomy places the organism in Eukaryota, Fungi, Ascomycota, Pichiomycetes, Serinales, Metschnikowiaceae. Bases 1 to 1626 code for a protein of 541 amino acids. The record is from RefSeq and is a predicted model, not a curated record.